CAGCGGCCCGGCCGCGAGGGGGCGCCGGGCUGAGGGGGCCCCGGGCAGCGGCUGCCCGGGCACGGCGCUCUCGGCCCCCCCCGCCCCGCCACACGCGGGGCUGCCGCCCGCGCAAGAUGUGGGGGCGCCUCUGGGGCUUCCUGUACGACAAGUACUUUCGGUUCUGGCUGAAGUGGGUCCUGCGGCUGCUGACCGGGAAGUGCGAGCUGCAGCGCGUCCUGGGCGGCGCCGCGGCGGGGGCGCGGCGGACGCUGAGCGUAGAACAUUCACUGGAAUCAUCAAAGAAUAAGGUUUUAAGAAAUGCUGUACAUGUUGAAGAAGCUGAAGUUGAGAAGUGUGUCAGAGAUGUAAUGAAAGAAAAGAGAAUUGAACAGAGGGAUACAGGGUUUAAGGCAAAUCUGCAUAUAUCCUUACUGCAGAUAUCAGGUUAUAAAAAACUGUAUUUGAAUGUGGAAAACCUAAGGAAGGUCCCAUAUGAUUCGGAAAACGAAGAACAUGAGGAACAGUUAAUUGAGCUCUGGAAUUUGCUGAUGCCUCACGAGAAUCUGAAGGCCAGAAUCAGCAAGCAGUGGUGUGACAUCGGCUUCCAAGGCGAUGAUCCCAAAACAGACUUCAGGGGAAUGGGUCUGCUGGGCUUAGUGAAUCUGGUGUAUUUCAGUAAGCAUUACACCCACGAAGCUCGUCAGAUCCUUUCUCGUUCAAAUCACCCAAAGCUGGGAUACUCCUAUGCAAUAGUUGGGAUCAAUCUGACAGAAAUGGCAUACAGCUUGCUCAAGAACGGUGCUUUAAAGUCUCAUCUGUACAACGUGGUCGCUGGAUUGCCGCAGAUGGAGCACUUCCAUCAGUUUUACUGUUAUCUAGUUUAUGAGUUUGACAAGUUCUGGUUUGAAGAAGAACCAGAAAGCAUUAUGCACUUCAACCAAUACAGAGAGAAAUUCCAUGAAAAAGUUAAGGGACUUCUACUGGAUUGCAACGUGAUACUCACCUUACAAAAUACAACAAAACCGUAACUCCUCUGCAGAACAUGACAUUCUGCAUCAAAAAUUGAAUGAUGCAUUUGGAUUGAAGUCUUGUGUGUUUCACCAAAAACUGUUUAACAAUAGAAUUUUUUUUUACAUUUAAAAAAAAAAAAUUAGCAAAAUUCAGUUAAGAAAGCUUGUACAAUCAACGUCUGUUUACAGGUAUUUAUAUGCUAUUCUCCAAAGGGCAACUUUUUAAGAAGAAAGUUAAACAAAAACCAGCCAACAAACCAACACAGAAAACAACCCACAAAUCUCAAGAGCCUCUGGAUCGCUUGCUUUCACAUUUUGUUUUUUUUAUUUCUUGAUGCAGGAACAUGAAGCAGGUAUUUAAGCUGCAUCACGUUUUCUAUGAAUAGGUUUCACAGUUAACUGUCUUUUAAAAGAUAUUUUAAGUUCAACUUUUCAACUUAGAACUUUAAUUCCAACUUCUUAACGUAAUAAGUUGGAGUUCAGUUUGAUUUUUAGAUGAAAUUACCCUGGUUUUAGACUUCUUGUGUUCUUGUUCCAUUACAUGUCAUUGUCAUUCACUUGUCAAUGUUAAAUUUCUCUGUAAUUAAGAGGUCCACGGAGGGGAUGUAUUAGUCAUUUAUAAUUUUGGAGAAGAGGCUUAAUCCAUCACCAUACUGAUGUACUUCCUGGAAGUUACUUCUGGCUAAGGAAGUUUUUUAUCUGUGGAUUUGUACCAGCCGAUUCCUGUGCUUGGAAGAAGUUUAGUUUGCAAAACAAACAAAAAGAACCACAAGUCAUCAGCAUGAGGAUAAGAUUCUCAGGCUAAAGCUACUCUUUCUAAAAGUAUUCCUACUGUAAAAAUUUUUGAUUCUUUAUAAUCUGACUUCAGACACUCAGGAUGAUUGUAUCUGUUGUCAGCCCUUUCUUCUAGCAGCUAAUGGGGUGUUCUUAGUGGGAAGUACAAGAGAUCUAGUUUAGCCCUUUUAUAAAUUUUAAAGAAAAACCUUUAUUGCAGCUGCAGUUCUUAUUUUGUGAAAUUAAAUUCACAUCUGAGUACUAGCCUCUAACAAAGAUGUGUUUUCCAUGGAAGGGAUGCAACUUUGGUGUGUUCCUUAACCUUGCCGUCCUCAGACAAUCUAGUCAAUAGGACUUCAUGUCUAUAUUGUGACUAAUUAUUGCUUAGAGCAACUUUAAAUGGAUUUGGCAUGACCAUCACUUCAUUUUCUAAGAACUACUCUUUAAUAAGUGCCUUCUGCUUUUUUCAAUCAGUCUUUUAUUUUGAUUCUGUAACCAGAUCACAGCCUUAGAAACUUGAUUUAUUUGAGAAAAAGUCUUUCACCACGUACCUAAAUAGCUCACAGUGGCACAAAAUUUGUAUGCUAAUACAAGCUUUCAUGACUUUAUUUUUUUUUUAAAUCAUCUCAGGUAAACUAGUUCUAGUCAAUGACUAGUCAUGAAGAGAUUCCUGAAGAAUACAAGCAUUGAACACGAGAAGGGAAGAAAAAAAAAAAAGAGACAUAUCCCUUUUUCUAAUGAGUAUUGUUACACUACAUAAGUAUGAAAUAUAUUAUAAUAUGUAGUACUGCAUCUCUUGGAGAUCAUCAAAACCCAGUUGGAUAUGGCCCUAAGCAGCCUGUUCUGAGGGACCCUGCUUUGGGCAGGAGAUUGGACUUGAGUGAUCUCCUGAGGGUGCCUUCCCACCUCAGCAAUUCUGUGAGUUUGUGUUGUGUAACUAGUGACUUGUUGCACUGCCUCCACCCAUAUGCUCUUGAUCCCUUAAAUGUUGGUCAUCUCUUGCCUGUGGGAAAGCUCCUGGAUCAGGGUAGACAGUACAUGUGUAGGAGGUAACACAGUUCUGUUUUCUUUUUAUGGUACUUUAGGUGUAGAUGAGAGUGGAGAGUGGCUUCAUCUCACCUGUGUUGGGUUGGAUGCUGUUCCACUUAAAAAAAAAAAAAGGAAAAGCACUGUGAAGAUGCUCAUAGGGAGAGUAUUUACGGUUAUGCCCUGGCUUGCAAACCGAACAGUUAAACUGACCAGAUUAGAUACAGAAUUGACCAUGGGAAGCCCAGUUCUUUUGCUACUUCCAGGUACUUGGAUCCUGUAAUUCUCACCACUGAAAAACUGGGAUCCUGUGGAGAGCGUUCUGCGAUUCAGGUCCUGCAGUGAAGCUCUGUUCCUCUGACCCUUGCAGACAUUGGACAUGCCUAAAAUCUGAGGAAGGAAGUGGAAAGUGGACUCCUUCCAAGUAUGCUUUUCUAACCUCAGCUUCUGUGAAGUUUGUCUUCAUUAAUAACUUCUGCCACUGCUUGUAGAUCUCCUUUGCAAGCAACACGAGACUGAGUUUCAAUUUCAGAAGUGACCCCACUAUGUUUAGCAGCAGCAGGAAAGCAGAUCCUAUUCUUUAUUUUCAUGUGCUGCUUUCCAGCUAGUAACAAAAUUGCUUGAGCCAUCUCUAAACACUCCCCCGGAGCUAGGUUUGCAAGUUCUAUUUUUUUUUUGGCAACAGUUGUAAAAAUAAUGUACACCCUUGUCUGUCCAGCACUGAAACUUUAACUGGGCUCCUUGUUCGCUGGGAGACUGACAUUUAACUCUUGCCGAGGCUUCUAAAGCCCAAGCAUCAAGUUUCAGAUUUCCUAUCAUACAGCUGAGAUGUUUUAGUGUAGAAUGUAGAUAGAGUUUAGUGUGAGAUGCAUCUCUGUUAGCUUUUUUUUUUCUUUUUAAAAUCAAUGAGUGACCUGGGACUAAACUGUGGCAGUAUACAAGGGGAAAAAGUAAACCCAGCCAUCAUCAGUGAGUGAGACAUAUGGGAAUACAUUAGUUUGCGUGUAGUAAUUAGGGUACUCCCGGGCAGGUGGGGCUCGUUAGCCCUUAAAGGCAACCCACCUACGUCCUAAGGACCUCGCUGCCACCGUCCAAGCUCGCUUGGCCCUGGCAGAUGAACCUUAGGAUUAAAGGGUGGGCUCAGUUCCGCGCACACUGUGUCUCACCUAAAAAAUCCAAUGCGCAGGCUGGAAGGUGAAAAGACCUUCCCCGGAUCUUCGCUCGCGAAGACUGGCCAUUAUAUUAUUAUUAUAUAGUAAUUAGGGUGAAUGUGUUAGGCUCCAGUACACCUUCCCCGUAAAGAGUUAGAAUUUGCAUGCCCAGUAAUUCUGUCUAGGAGUCACUCACUAGAUGUAGACUAGUACUGGGUGUCCCUGUUUGCACCAGUGGUAGGCUAAUUGUAUUAUGGUGGUAGGUAGAAGAUACAGGGGAAAAGGUAAAAUUGUGUUUAGGGAAGGGAAGAAUGAUGCUUUACUAGUCAGCACUAAUUUAUGCUAACUCUGUAGUAGGGUGACAGUCCUGAGGUUAUGGAAGAUUGGAAAUGGAGGCAGGCCACCUUUACGCAAGGUUGAUAUAAUCAAUUUGUUCAGCAUCAGAAUUUGUUGCUCACAGGUUAUUCUGAGAACCUCAAAAACUUGCUAAAUUGUCUUAUUAUUUUUCAACUGUCACGCUUUAAAGUACAAACUGUCUUUAGAAUUCGGAAGUGCUGUUGGUUUUCUAACUUGCUGCCUCUUUAAAGCAUUCACGAUGUGAGAGAUUGUAUGCAAAUUUAAGAAAAAAAUUCUAAAACUUAAGACAGGGUGGUUCUCUAAAUCUUUUGUUGUUCCUGUAGCAACUGUUUAACAAACUACCUCCACUUUUGUUGUUCAAAAUGGUUGUAUGCUUGAAACGUGGUGCCACUCUGAACAAAAUAAUCUGAAGAUAAGUAGUUUACCACAAGCAAAAGUAAAAUCUAGUCUUUCACUAAGUAAACACCUUGCUUCAUAAGUAACCAACUUGACUGGAAAGUGAUCUGAAGACAGUGCUACUUAGGAGGAAAGAAAAUGAGAAUGUUUUUAAACUGGUUGUGCUUCUGUCAUCUGAUACAGCCAUGUAAAGGAUAGGCCAUUUUGUCCUAAAGAAUAAUUGGAAAAGGGGCCAAUUUAAACACCUCAGAUAAACAUUUUUGGGUUUUCACUCUUUGAAAAACAAAACCAAAAACAUGCAAACAUCGAUUAGACACACACAAAGCCCCAAGCAGUGGUUUUCCAGACUUUCCAUCCCACUUUAAAUAAAAUUUUAUGAAAAAAUUACUUAGCCUUGUUUUAGGUAUUAUCAUAAUGAAAAAGUUUUGUAUUUAGUUAGGUGGGCAGUCAGUAUUCUUGAAAAUACUGCUAGUGAACGCGUGGCGAAGAUGUAACCUGUGAUUUCUUUCUGUCAUACUUGUUUUUGUGUUGCUGUAGUACAAUGUUGACCAAUUUUUGGACUGAUGUUUCAUGUACCAGUCUAGAUACUGUCUUUCUUUCUCUAGGGAAUUAAAAACAACCCAGCCCAAGACAGCUUGUGGGUAGUUUCUUCUUAUCACACUGUGCUUAGAUAGCUGCAUACUAAUAGGAAUCCCUGUUUACCAUGAUACAAAAGCAAUAAUGUAAACUGUGAUGUCUGUGUAAUAGAGAUGUUUACAAUGGUAGCAAAUAAAGAACAGGUUAUUCCAAAA
This is a messenger RNA of Myiozetetes cayanensis, 5487 nucleotides long. RefSeq names its product ELMO domain containing 2 (gene ELMOD2). The record is from RefSeq and is a predicted model, not a curated record. Gene Ontology annotation, cellular component: membrane. The transcript is spliced from 8 exons. Gene Ontology annotation, molecular function: GTPase activator activity. Bases 117 to 1010 code for a protein of 297 amino acids. NCBI's taxonomy places the organism in Eukaryota, Metazoa, Chordata, Aves, Passeriformes, Tyrannidae.